This is a messenger RNA of Struthio camelus australis, 2608 nucleotides long. Lineage: Eukaryota; Metazoa; Chordata; Aves; Struthioniformes; Struthionidae. The record is from RefSeq and is a predicted model, not a curated record.
AUGGCCAUCGCCCCUGGGGCUGGGCUGGGCGCAGGCUGCCUGCCCCGCUCUGCCACCCACUGGGGGCUUGCAUCUUGCACUGCUUGGCACCCGGCCCUCCUCAGCGGAGCAGCACCAGCCCUGUGGGCUCCAUCGCCCCUGGGACAGGCCCUGGCUGCGCUGCCCAGCCCUAUCGGCCCCGUGAAGGGUCUCGGCUUCAGUCGCAGAGAAGGUCCCAUCCUGCGCUGCCUUUCUGUGCGCCCCUGCCUUUUGCUGAAGCCAGGGCUUCUGAGGCAGCCUGCUGACUGGGAUCAAAGGAAGGGAAUUGGCAGAGCCCUGAGCACUGGAUAUUGUCGCCUCUGCCAUGGGAAGUUUUCUUCCCGGAGCCUGCGCAAUGCUUUCGGAAAGGUUCCUGUGAUGGGAGAGAACUCGGAGAAGCAGCGCCGCGUGGAUCAGGUGUUCUUCACGGACUUCCAGCGGCUGGUCGGAGUCGCGGUACGACAGGACCCUGCGCUCCCCCAGUUUGUCUGCAAGAAAUGCCAUGCCCAGUUCUACAAAUGCCGCAGCGUCCUCAGGACGUUUAUUCAGAGGGUGAACGCGUCUCCUACGGGCCAUAUAAAGUCAAAAGGAAAGAGCAGCGUUGCCCAGGCCGAGCCUGGUGCGGAAGGAGGUGCCUCCUGUCUGGUCGACCUCAUCACCUCCAGCCCUCAGUGCCUGCACAGCUUGGUGACGUGGACGCACACGCACGCGGGGAGCUGCCAGUCGGUGCCGAGCCUGCAGAGCGUGCUGUCCUCGGAGUACUGCGGGAUCAUCCGCGCCGUGUGGGGCUGCGGGGAUGGCCACGACUACAUCAUGGAUACGGAUUCUGACUGUAGCACGGUGCUUGUUGACAAUGCCUUGUCUGUCAAACGGGAGUGGAACAAGAGCACAGCACAGCGCUUGACUGACAACGGGGCAGGGGCAGACAAUGCCGAGGCUGUUCCUGCUCCCAAACCCCAGCAUGCUCCAGUAAGGACAACUCCUUGCCAGCAGCCAGCAAACAAAGGGACCACAUCAGUGCCACAGAGCUUGGAGAAUGAGCUACCACAGAACAGGGAUUCAUCUCGCUCACAACUGGACAGUACAGCCUCUUUACAGGAGAGAGCCCUGCCGCAGCCAGUGUCACCGCUGAGCAGUGCCACAGGACAGUUGAGUGGGAAGCAGGUUCUGUCUUCAACGACGGAUGAGCGGGUAAAAGACGAGUUCAGUGACCUUUCUGAGGGGGACUUCUUGAGCGAGGACGAAAACGAGAAGAGAAACAUGCAAUCUUCAGAUGACUCCUUUGAGCCUUACCCUGAAAAGAAGGUUUCCAGUAAGAAAAGUGAUGGCAAAGAAGCAAAGAAGGCAGAAGAGCCCAAAAUAAGGAAGAAGCCAGGGCCUAAGCCAGGCUGGAAAAAAAAAAUCAAGUGUGAAAGGGAGGAGCUGCCUACCAUUUACAAGUGUCCUUACCAGGGAUGCACAGCGGUGUACAGAGGAGCAGACGGCAUGAAGAAACAUAUAAAAGAACAUCAUGAAGAAGUUCGGGAGAGACCCUGUCCUCAUCCUGGCUGCAACAAGGUGUUUAUGAUUGACCGGUACCUACAGCGCCAUGUGAAGCUCAUUCAUACAGAGGUACGUAACUAUAUCUGUGAUGAAUGUGGGCAGACCUUUAAGCAACGCAAACACCUCUCAGUCCAUCAGAUGCGGCACUCAGGAGCAAAACCCCUCCAGUGUGAAAUCUGUGGUUUCCAGUGCAGGCAGCGUGCAUCACUGAAAUACCACAUGACCAAACACAAAGCUGAGACAGAGCUGGAGUUUGCCUGUGACCAGUGUGGGAAGCGCUUUGAGAAGGCCCAUAACCUUAACGUCCACAUGUCCAUGGUGCACCCUCUGACCCAGACUCAGGACAAAACCAAGCCACUGGAGCCAGAGCCCAUUCUCCUCCUAAAUACUUCAGGGACUGCAGAAAGCCAGGCUGUAAAGCCAGAAGUGACUGCACAGCAGGAGCCCACCUGAAGAGGGGUUGGGAAGCUCUCCCCAUCCAGCCCUGUAGAAACCAUACAGCAGAGUGGAGAUCUUUAAUCUACAUUUUAGUCUCCCAAAGAACUCAGUGGAUUUAGCUUCAGCUUGCUCAGAAAAAGCUUGUUAUCAUGCUGUGAUUCUCCAUGCUCACAUCUGAUUCAGCAGUGUUGUACUAAGAGUCUGUCUAAUCCAAGGGGAAUGGAUGUUUGGCAGUACACCUAUAUUGUCCCCCUUCCCCCCAACACACAGUUGUAGAAAGAAAGUUGGCCCACAACUGUUACCUACCUGCACAAGCUGCUGCCUGUGUGUAAAUUGCCCUCAGGUGGCAGAAAGGGUACAUAGGACAGUGGAGCAGACAUUUUGUUUUGAAAAAAAAUUAUGAUGCCCAAAGCAAGUCUAAAAUGAAAUUUGUAACCUACUUUUUAUUGUAACAAGAGCUUCAUGGUUAUGCUUGUAAUAAAUUAUUUACAAAGUAAUUUGAAAGAAAUAGCACUGGUGAGAAAGGUAGCAGCUUUGUCCGUCCCUCCAUCCCCACUGAUGGCCAUACAGUCAGUGUCUUCUGCUUUGUUUUCUCUCUUCCCCUGCAGCG